Orussus abietinus is the source of this 2582-nucleotide messenger RNA. RefSeq names its product methylglutaconyl-CoA hydratase, mitochondrial. Bases 499 to 1407 code for a protein of 302 amino acids. The record is from RefSeq and is a predicted model, not a curated record. Gene Ontology annotation, cellular component: mitochondrion. The transcript is spliced from 4 exons. NCBI's taxonomy places the organism in Eukaryota, Metazoa, Arthropoda, Insecta, Hymenoptera, Orussidae. Gene Ontology annotation, biological process: fatty acid beta-oxidation. Gene Ontology annotation, molecular function: enoyl-CoA hydratase activity.
UAACCUGAACGACGGACGGCAAAACCGUGUCUGAUCAUUAAUCAUUAUUCAACACAAACAUACAAGGACAAGUCGCUAUUAACAUAGUUUGGCGUGUAGUAGUCUCGUGUUUACCUUGGCAAGCGGGAAUUUCUUGUUGCUGCCAGAAGAGCCGCCAACAUCCGUCGAAGUUGUUGGGUCUUCGCUCAUUCGAGAGGGUCAGUCCGUUUUCAGGAGUGUCAAGCGAGGCCGGCGAGACAUUCAUACUUCUACAUUCUCCAGAACGAAGGUUGUUUCCCACUCGGGAAGUCCAAAGGCGACGAGCGGAGUUUUAUUUUCGUACCGUGAAAGUCAGGGACACGGACUGCGUAGGAGCUGGUGUGUAAGUAAGUAUCAAAGAAGCCACCGGGCGUGAAAACUUUCCACCGCUUUCUUGGACAGCAGUCCCUCGACCUUUUAUGUAACUGCAUUGUCAGGAUAGUUCACACUUGUCACGGCGGCGGGCAGUAAUUGGGAAGAAUGGCAUCGUUGACUUCCAAACUCAAAGCCAGUGCUGGGAUCUGCGGGCUCGCGAAGGUUGCCAUGAGAACGUUGGCCACGCAGACCAUGCUCGGGUCCAAGGAAGAGGAAAAGGUUGCAGUCGUUAAGUAUCUUGAUGGAAAGGACAAUGGAAUAGCCGUGCUGGGAUUAAACCGCCCUGAUGCUCGCAACGCCAUUGGCAAGAUGCAGUUGUCGCAGCUAAAUGAAGCAGUUUCCACGAUUCGAAGAGACGACAAAGUUAGAGUGCUGAUCAUUCGGAGUCUGAUCCCGAAGAUUUUCUGUGCUGGGGCUGAUCUGCGCGAGAGAGCCAGGAUGGAAGCAGCCGAAGUGUCUGAUUUUGUGGCGGCUUUGAGAGAGCUCAUGAACAAUGUCGAAGCCCUGCCAGCUCCUGUUAUAUCGGCGAUCGAUGGAGUGGCCCUCGGUGGUGGACUGGAGCUCGCUCUUGCUUGUGAUAUCAGGACUGCCUCGUCGGAGGCAAAGAUGGGACUCGUAGAAACCAAAUUAGCUAUUAUACCAGGUGCUGGUGGGACGCAGAGAUUGCCCAGAUUGGUCGGACCAGCCGUUGCCAAAGAGCUCAUAUAUACUGCGAAAAUAUUAGACGGCUAUCAAGCACAUGAAAUUGGUUUGGUCAAUCGGGUUGUUUCGCAGAACAAGGAGGGCGAUGCUGCUUACCAGGAGGCCCUUAUGAUUGCUAGGGAAAUUCUACCAAAUGGACCAGUCAGUGUCAGGCUGGCUAAAGUGGCUGUAACAGAAGGCAUCGACGUUCCUUUCGAAGAUGCCUGCGAAAUCGAGCAGAAGUGUUAUGACCAACUGCUCGGCACCAAAGAUAGGAUCGAAGGUCUUGCUGCGUUCUCUGCAAAACGCGUCCCUGUCUACAGAGGACUGUAAUUGCGCCGAUUUACUUGAAGAGGAAUAAAAAAAGGGCAACGGGAUAUUUAUCCUGUCGAGUUGUCUUCGCUCUUUUCGUCAGGACGAAAUUACACGCUAAGACAUUUUGGUAGCUUAAGGUGAAGCAAAACACGUCGAUUUGAUCGACGUCGAUGAGGGCAGAAUUAAGUUCUCUGUCUUCUUAAUGUUAAACAUCGGUGUUAAUGUUUCGUUUGUUUAACGUUAAAUAACCAUGCCAAGUACUUUUUACUGUUUCUUGACGGUAGGGAGUGUGACAAUAUAUUCUGCAUGCAACUUCUUCGGAGCCUAUUUAUAUCUUAUCGAGGAAAUUUCAAGGACAGUGUAACAGUCGUUUCCUUGAAACCUUGUUGUUAAUUUUUUUGCGUUUUAUUACUAACACGCGUGAUAUAUCCGCUCGUAAAAUGUACGAUAAUUGUUAUAAGUGUUUUUCACUCUUCACAGUUUAUACAUAUUUUUACAGAUAAUGAGUGAAUUCUCGAGUUUAUACAAUUAUGAAACGCAAAUUGAUAUUUUGGGCUUUGUGGGGUUUUUGGAAGAAAAAAAAGCCAUUGGAAAGGGCGAUGUGCAAUUUUUUUAAGAGUUGAAAACUCGAGUUAAUUUUUGCAAAAUUGGGCUUUGAUCUUGGCCUGCAGUAUGACAAAUUUGUACACAAAGUCUUUUGUACCGUCUUCAUAAGUUGAGUGCUACAACGUACAAUUUUUUAAACCUUUUGUACGGAACUUUUACAAAUUUCUAUUUUUUGUAUGAUAACUAGGAUUUAAGUUCAGUAACGUUCCGUGUUGCAUUUGUAAAUAACUGAAGACUUUCCACUAACGAUGUAUUUUGGUGUAAAUCUGAUUCAAAGGACUUGACUUCGGACAUACCUAAAAAAAUUAACUUUCCUGAAUUAUUGUUUACGCAGUCACUUUGAAAAACGAUGAUCACCUUGGAAAGUUCUUUUUUGACGCAUUUACACAAUAUAUCGAAUUAUUAUUAACGUGUUAAGGGAAAGGGGCAUGUGUUACUUUGCUAUCCAUUUUUCUACGUCACUCCGUGUCUUCCAUGAAAGGAAUCCUAAUAUUGUUAUACGUCAGGCAAAUAAUUUAGGGCUCAGAAAUGUUAUGCAAUUUGUCUGAAAUUGUUGAUUAAAAAAAUAUAUAUAUACGAACACGUUA